Zootoca vivipara (common lizard) is the source of this 1520-nucleotide messenger RNA. RefSeq names its product C-type lectin domain family 3 member A (gene CLEC3A). Gene Ontology annotation, biological process: ossification. Lineage: Eukaryota; Metazoa; Chordata; Lepidosauria; Squamata; Lacertidae. The record is from RefSeq and is a predicted model, not a curated record.
GAGUGCAGCCAAUUCGCUCACUACCCUUUAAUAAAGCCAAACACCAUCAGUUCUACAGGGCUGCAGUUCUCACAACUGCUUUCAAGCUGCUGUUGAUGACUCUUGCUCACUGUCUGAAACAGAGAUGGCACAAAUGGGAUUUCUGAUUUUCCUCCUUGUUACCAUCCUUUUGCUGGAUCAAACAACUGGCCAGUCUGCCCAUUCCAAAGCCAGAAAACAUAGCAAACGGAGGGUUAAAGAGAAAGACGGUGACCUAAAGAGUCAAAUUAACAAGCUUUGGCAAGAGGUAAACUCCCUGAAAGAAAUGCAAGCACUGCAGACAGUCUGUCUUCGUGGAACGAAGGUCCAUAAAAAAUGCUACUUAGCAUCCGAGGGUGCCAAACAUUUCCACGAAGCAAACGAAGACUGCAUAGCCAAGGGGGGGACGCUUGCUAUCCCCAGAGAUGGCGAUGAAACCAACGCUCUCCGAGAGUACAGCAAGAAGAGCUUGUCAGGUGUGGCAGAUUUUUGGCUGGGUGUCACUGACAUGGUAAACGAAGGGAAAUUUGUUGAUGUCAAUGGAAUGGUCCUCAACUACUUCAACUGGGACCGGUCACAACCCAAUGGAGGAAAACGGGAAAAUUGUGUCUUGUUUUCACAGUCAGCUCAAGGAAAGUGGGUGGAUGAAGUCUGCCGUACUGUCAAACGAUAUAUUUGUGAAUUCCUGAUCCCUUAAUCACAGCUAGGUCUACUUCCUUCUUUCAGUUUUGAAAGACAUAUAUGGUAGGGAUGCAGUUUGCAGUCGUCACCAAGCUUCACAACAAAUCCAGAGUCAGGGUACACACUUUCAGGUAAUUAGUUUUGUAUGGGGCAGUCAAAAUAGCCUUUAGUCAUGACGGAUUGUUGAGUUCAAGUGUAUACCUCUUGAUAAUCUUUCCUGUUUACUAAAACGGCAAACCUCUCUUUUAAAGCAGAUACUUCCUCUAUUAAUUAAUUUUCCAUUCAGUUGCAAUUCCCUGUGUGUUCCAUUGCUGCAAGAAAAUCAAUGCUCUGCUUUGAGCACUGCUAAUGUCAUAAACAGAGGUGAUAGGACAACCAACAUGGAAUUGAUUGCGCUGUUAGUGGUAGAUCCACUAUUUGAUCCUAGUUAGUAUCCCAGCACUGAAGGGUUAAUUACAGGGUAGCUGCAUCCCAAGAUUUAUAAUGGACUGCUCCGACUGCAGGACAGAGGGAAUGUGAGGUUUUGCUGUAAGCAUAGAUACAGAGAUAUUAAAUCCUCAUCAGUCUGGCUUCUUAAGCACACUUCUUAUUUCCAAGGCUCCUAUGACAUCAGGCCACAGGCCACAAACUACUCUUCAAAGCUUGUUAUAAUUAAAAGUGUCCCUGCUAUCAACAUAUAUAUAUAUAGUGAGUGGGAUGAAUACUUCUCUGACAUGUAACUUCCCAUCGUGCUUUAUAUCUAACACAUUUGAAUAUCUCCACUCUUUGCAUGAUUUACACAUUUCAAUAAAGUUAUUUUUCAAAAGCACAAGAGCUGGAUG